This is a messenger RNA of Drosophila novamexicana, 706 nucleotides long. RefSeq lists its product as uncharacterized. The record is from RefSeq and is a predicted model, not a curated record. The transcript has 2 exons. Bases 329 to 694 code for a protein of 121 amino acids. Lineage: Eukaryota; Metazoa; Arthropoda; Insecta; Diptera; Drosophilidae.
CGGCAACUCCGCAGUCAGACGGGCACCGGCGACCAACACGCAUCGGCAGCGACGCGUUGCUCUGAUAAAAGCGGCAGCAAAGAAUACGAAAAAAGUUCAAAGAAAACAUAUGUAGAUAUACGCUUAUACAUAUUGUAUAGUACGGUAGUCGGUAUUAGUUGCGAGUUUCUCGGCAUUCUAACAAAAUAAACGAAAUGAACUGAUACCAAAUCGAGUUGUCGCAACUGCAACUGGCCACGAUUAACGAUUGUCAUUGAAAAAGGUGCAGCAGCCAAUCAUCAUUGAACCGGCGACCAGCAACAGCAGAUAUCCAAGAUCCUUGAGCAACAUGAGCAACACCAUGACCGCCGCCCAUGAGCCGACCAUGCACUAUCUGGACAGCAUCUUGAAUGAGGAGGAGAAGCGCUGCGAUCAAUACUCGCAUCAAUGGCGCAAUUUCACAAUAUCACGCUCGGGCCGCUUCAGGUCGAAGAACAAGAAACGGGAUGUGGUCGAUGGGAAACUGUUCGAUGGCAAGGAAAAUGAUAAGAUCUCAGCGCGCAAUACAACCAGCGCCAUGUCCAAAUCAUCCUGCUCCUAUAAUACAAAUACUACGACUGGCGGCAGUGCAGCGACAACAACAGGAACAUCAUCGGUGCGGAGUCAACGUGACAAAACGGAGAGCUAUAAAAGUUUUUACGAAACAAAUUUAUAGAUAGUGCCGGGG